This is a messenger RNA of Daphnia pulex (common water flea), 1925 nucleotides long. Its product is annotated as 4-coumarate--CoA ligase 1-like. Bases 218 to 1825 code for a protein of 535 amino acids. The transcript has 8 exons. Gene Ontology annotation, molecular function: CoA-ligase activity. The record is from RefSeq and is a predicted model, not a curated record. Lineage: Eukaryota; Metazoa; Arthropoda; Branchiopoda; Diplostraca; Daphniidae.
GAAUCACUUGAAUGACCCGCGGGCAGUCUUGGCUAUAAGCGACCUUGAAACAGUGUGGCUGCGGGCGUCGUCGUUCGUUUAUUUCUCUCCCAAAAUAAUUUCGACAGACGACACGUUUUGUUUAUCCAAGUCAGUUUCUCUCUUUUCUAGCUGGCAACUGCUGCUGUGGUUUCACUCUGAUCGUCUUGUUUCUAUAAGUCCCAAGAACAAAACAAUUAUGGCCAUCACUCAACAAGCCAAAAUAUUGAGACACCCGGAUGAAUAUGACGAAACAAUCCCAAAUCUUACACUAACAGAAUAUGUCGUUGACAAGAUGCGUGAAUUCGGCAACGAUAUCGCUUGUAUUGAUUCAGACACGAAACAAUCGUUGUCGUACAAUGAGAUUUGCGAAAACAUCUUGGCCCUAGCAGCAGGACUCCAAAUGAAACUCAAUCUCAAACCGGGCGACAUUGUAGCCGUUGCUUUGCCCACCUGUUUGGAGUACUCGAUCACCGUCUUGGCCUUGAAUUUGUGCGGGGCGACAUCUACCUUGAUCAAUCCUGGCCAAACCAUUUCUGAAUUGACGCACUGCGUUCAACUGACGAAACCCAAAUUGUGGGUCGGAACGGACAGUUUUAGUAGCAAAUUUAGUCAACUCUAUCCGGACGUUGCCAGCAGACCGCCUAUGAUUUUAUUUGGAUCAAAGACCAGCAACGGACUCGACUAUGCAGGAUUGAUGGACUCUGGCCGUGGAAAAACUGUUCAGCCAGUGGGUAAUACUCCACUAGACUUGGACGCUUUUAUUUUAUUCUCCAGCGGGACAACAGGUGUACCUAAAGGUGUCGUCCUAACCAAUCUGAAUUAUGUCGUCACGAGGAAACAGAGCUUGGAAUCAACAAAAAUUUCUUACAGGGAUCCUGAAGACGUCACUCUCUUCUUCAUGCCGCUGUAUCAUGCGGCAACACUAAACGGCCUAUUUGAAUGUUUUAUGCGUGGUCUGCGAUUUGUCCUGAUGCCCAACUUCACCUUCGAACUGAUGUUGCAAUCAAUUCAGGAAUUUAAAAUCACUUUGAUGUUCCUGGUUCCAGCCAUAGCAGUGCAGCUGUUGAAACAUCCAGUAGAGAAACACUACGACCUUACUUCAUUGAAGAUGUUGAGGUCUGGAGCUGCCGCUAUCAGCAAAGAGACGCUUGUUGCCCUUGCCGAAAAGUUUGGUGUCCUUGUUCUGCAACUCUAUGGCCUAACUGAAGCCACACUCUGCACCCACGGCAAUACUUUCACAUAUAAUCGUGAUGGAAGUAUCGGAGUCGUAGCGCCAUUUUGCGAGUCCAAGAUUGUGGAUACAGAAACGGGCGAAGCGCUUGGUCCCAACCAAGAGGGUGAGAUCUGCGUAAGAGGCCCAAUCGUGAUGAAGGGUUAUAUUGGCAACGAAGCUGCCACCAAAGAGACGGUGGACACCGACGGAUGGUUGCAUUCCGGUGACGUUGGCUAUUACGACGAAGACGGUUUCUUUUUCAUCACUGAUCGUAAGAAGGAGCUCAUCAAGUUCAAAGGACUUCAGGUAUCUCCUACCGAAUUGGAGAAGAUCCUACUGGGCCAUCCGGAAAUUCAGGAUGCGGCAGUGGCUCCCGUUCCAGAUGAAGUGGCUGGCGAGCUACCUAGAGCUUACAUCAUUAAGCGGCCAGGCUCGGCUGUGACGGAAAACGACAUCGCCAAAUUUAUAGCCGACCAAGUGAGUGCGCACAAACGUCUUCGUGGCGGUGUGGUUUUUGUCGACUCCAUCCCAAAGACGGCCACGGGCAAGAUUAUGCGACGUCAACUAAAAACCAUUAAAAGCAAGUUAUAGUAAAGGGUUCAACGAAAUAGUCUUAUCUUGUUUUCAAAUUAUAUUUUACACUUGGCCAUGUCUGUAGACGUUACAAAAUAUACUCUUUAUCAGUCUUGAA